AUGGAGGAAAUCAAGGAAAUGAAAAGUCAAUUUUCAAAACUGACUGGAUCCUUGGCUAUUUCUGAAAGAGGCAAACUUCCUUCUCAACCUCAAUUCAAUACACAAGGGCAACAUAUGGCUCAAACCUCCAACUCUAACUAUCAAAACGUUAAGGAGGCUAAUGCCAUCACAACUAGAAGUGGUAAAGCUUUGGAAGAUCCACCAAUACCAAAUACUACUUUAAAAUCUCCAAAUGUUGUCUCUGAAAUGCCAUCAUAUGCUAAAAUCAUGAAGGAUCUUUGCACUGUAAAAAGAAAGCAUCAUGUCAAGAAGACUGCUUUCCUAACAGAGCAAGUGAGUGCGCCUGCUUCUGUAGUCUUACAGCUAGCUGAUCGUUCUAUUAAGAAGCCUCAAGGUAUUGUUGAGGAUGUUCUUGUUCAAGUUGACAAAUUCUAUUACCCCGUUGACUUCCUCAUUCUCGAUACUCAAUAUGUGGUUAACAUGGAGUCAAAAAUCCCAAUCAUACUUGGAAGACCUUUCCUUGCUAUAGUCAAUGCCCUUAUUAAUUGUAGGAAUGGUCUCAUGAAAAUAUCUUUUGGGAAUAUGACUCUCGAGGUCAAUAUUUUUCAUGUCGCAAAGCAACCACAUGAUGAUGAUGAGUGUUAUCAGACAUUUCUGAUUAACACACUCAUUCCUGAGGAGAUUCAAUUGCAAAGCAAUUCUAAUGAUCUUGAUGAACUCCUCUCUGUUAGUGAAAGUUCUGGUUUUGAUGAGUCAAUUAAUGAAAUUUCUUGUUACAAAGACUCACAAAACGAAAGAACAAAGUUUUGGCAACCUCACUUUGAAGAGCUACCUAGUGAAAGGGAAAAGCCAAAACCUUCUGCUGAAGAAGUUCCCCUUGUAAUGUUAGCCCAACUACCUGAGGGUUCAAAACAUGUCUUCCUGGGAGAUGGCGAUACCUAUCAUGUUAUCAUUUCAUCCAAACUUGAUCCUUCACAAGAAAUUAAGCUAAUUAAGCUACUGCAAAAGCUUAAAUCUGCAUUAGGUUGGACGAUCACUGAUAUUAAAGAUGCUGACAUCAUUUAUCCAGUGGCUGAUAGCAAAUGGGUUAGUCCAACUCAGGUAGUACCCAAGAAAUCGGGUGUAACUGUUGUUGAAAAUGAGAAAAGGGCCCUUGUCCCCACAAGAAUUGUGACGAGUUGGCAAAUGUGCAUUGACUAUCGAAAGUUGAAUUCUGCCACCCGCAAAGAUCAUUUCCCACUUCCAUUCAUUGACUAG
Molecule: messenger RNA, 1257 nt
Organism: Humulus lupulus (European hop)
Lineage: Eukaryota; Viridiplantae; Streptophyta; Magnoliopsida; Rosales; Cannabaceae
Exons: 4
Coding region: 1-1257 (418 amino acids)
Source: RefSeq, a predicted model, not a curated record